This is a messenger RNA of Xyrauchen texanus (razorback sucker), 1424 nucleotides long. RefSeq names its product U2 small nuclear ribonucleoprotein B''-like. The record is from RefSeq and is a predicted model, not a curated record. The transcript is spliced from 7 exons. Lineage: Eukaryota; Metazoa; Chordata; Actinopteri; Cypriniformes; Catostomidae. Gene Ontology annotation, biological process: mRNA splicing, via spliceosome. Gene Ontology annotation, cellular component: U1 snRNP. Gene Ontology annotation, molecular function: U1 snRNA binding. The coding region runs from base 83 to 742 and encodes 219 amino acids.
AACUAAUAAAGCAAAAGAACUAGAGCGGCAGUUUCCGUCUUCACUCUGUGGUAUGUGAUACUUCACCUUAAAUUUGUCAGUCAUGGACAUACGACCAAAUCACACUGUCUACAUCAACAAUGUCAAUGACAAAAUCAAGAAAGAAGAGUUGAAACGAUCGCUGUACUCGUUAUUCUCCCAGUUCGGCCAGAUUCUGGACAUUGUUGCUCUGAAGACGGCAAAGAUGAGGGGCCAGGCGUUUGUUAUCUUCAAAGAGCUUGCUGCAGCCACAAAUGCCCUCAGACAGCUUCAGGGUUUCCCUUUCUACAAUAAGCCCAUGCGAAUCCAGUAUGCAAAAACCGACUCCGACGUCAUCAUGAAGAUGAGAGGCACGUAUGGAGAUAAAGAAAAGAAGAAAGAUAAGAAGAAGAAAGCUCAGGAACAGGUGGCAAAUGUCAACAAGAAACCAGUGGGGGCUGUAAGCACACAGCCACCUGCUCCUGCCACAGAUCUGGUCCCUGACAACCCACCAAAUUAUAUUCUGUUCCUGAAUAAUCUUCCAGAAGAGACCAAUGAGAUGAUGCUCUCUAUGUUGUUCAAUCAGUUUCCAGGCUUUAAAGAGGUUCGUCUGGUCCCUGGAAAACACGACAUUGCGUUUGUUGAGUUUGAGAGUGAAGCUCAAGCCGGAGUCGCCAAAGACGCACUACAGGGUUUCAGAAUUACGGCUACGUGUGCCAUGAAGAUCACAUAUGCCAAAAAGUGACCUCGCCCACUGCCAUGCCCACAGUGGAAACCGGAACUGUAAUGACUGUAAAUGUGGCUCUAAUCGGUGGAUUCUCGGUUCUAAUAUGCGUUUGCUCUUUCAUUUAAUCUCAUUUUUUAAAGAUUUCUGCUCAACGGCUGUGUAGUAUUUUCAGUUGUGUUCUUAGUUUUUUCGUUUGUUUGUUUUGUAUGAAAAUAAUUUGGCCACUGAGGAUAUUAUAAAUUUCAGGUCAGAUGUUUAUUUUGUACUGUAGACUAUUAAAAGUAGCUUCUACAAUACAUGUUGGCCGGCCUACAUUUUUCUUCAUAUAUUCUCCGAGAUGAUGCGAGUUGUCACUGUGUAGCUAAAAACGUACUUUAUUGCUCCUUAGUCAUUAUAACUAAGAGCUGUUUGUAAUUGCACAUUCAAUUAAUGUCUCUCUGACAAUUUGUUCCUGUGGUGCAUCGUUUGUGCAGUUGCUAUCGGUCAGGCAUGAGCACCCUGUACUCACAGACUAUGAUUGGAAUAGUUGAUUUGGCACAGAAUGGCGAGACAUUCAUAUGCGUCAGCACUCGCACACUAAAUAUUCUGUAGAUACAAGUUGAUAGAUACAUGCUCCUGUUAUUGAUGUAGUACUGCAUAUAGUUAUAAGGCUUGUUUAUUUAAAAAUCUGCCAAUCUAUGGGUACAUGACAGAAUGUGCU